Periophthalmus magnuspinnatus is the source of this 3206-nucleotide messenger RNA. RefSeq names its product glutamyl aminopeptidase (gene enpep). The transcript is spliced from 20 exons. Gene Ontology annotation, cellular component: cytoplasm. NCBI's taxonomy places the organism in Eukaryota, Metazoa, Chordata, Actinopteri, Gobiiformes, Gobiidae. The record is from RefSeq and is a predicted model, not a curated record. Gene Ontology annotation, biological process: proteolysis; peptide catabolic process. Gene Ontology annotation, molecular function: peptide binding; metalloaminopeptidase activity; zinc ion binding. The coding region runs from base 38 to 2923 and encodes 961 amino acids.
ACUUACAGUAGUAGUAGUGGUAGUAGUAGGGGUCACCAUGGUCAACAGCAUGGACAUUGAAAAACAAGAGAAGCGCUACUGUAUUCGAGGAAAGCAUGUAGCCAUCAUCUGUGCUGCAGUGGUGGUGUGCUCCUUAGCGGUAGGUCUCGGGGUAGGGCUGUCUAAGACCUCCAGCACAACCUCUCCUCCUCCUCCAACCACGGAGCCGCCGCAGCCUUCAAAGGGACCCUGUUUGCCGUCCGAAGACUCCACUGGGGAUUGGAAGAACUUUCGCUUGCCUAACUAUGUCAGUCCAGUUCACUACGAUUUGCACCUGGAGCCCAAUAUGGAGGAUGAUACUUAUUCUGGAACGGUGGACAUCCAAGUGGAGGUGAAGGAGAACACCAAGCAUUUGUGGUUGCACAUCAGGCAGACGUACGUGAGCGCACUGCCCCGUUUAAGGACAGGGGAGAGCCAGGCGGACGGGACGAAACUGGGGGUGACGAGGUGUUUUGAGUACAAGCGGCAUGAAUAUGUGGUGGUGGAGGCAGAAACGACGCUAACCCCAGGGAGCUACGUGCUAAGUCUGGACUUCAAGGGGGUGCUCACCGGGUCCGUGGUGGGGUUCUACAGGGUGGUGUACAACGAGGGAGGCGUCACCAAAAAGAUCGCAGCCACCGAUCACGAGCCCACGGACGCCCGCAAGUCCUUCCCCUGUUUCGACGAGCCCAACAAGAAGGCCACAUACAAAGUUUCUAUCACCCAUGACAAGGCCUACCAGGCUCUGGGCAACAUGCCCCAAGAGGGCCCUCCAGAGGUGGUACCUGGAGACAAACGGAAGACCUCCUUCAUCAAGUCCGUCCCCAUGAGCACAUAUCUGGUCUGCUUCGCUGUGCAUCAGUUUGGCUUUGUGGAGAGGACGUCUGCCAGAGGGAUACCUUUAAAGAUCUGGGCCCAGCCUACUCAGCUCCACACUGCUGAGUAUGCUGCUAAUACUACCAAGAUCAUCUUUGAUUACUUUGAGGAAUACUUCAACAUGAACUACAGCAUCUCAAAACUUGAUAAGAUAGCCAUCCCUGACUUUGGCACCGGGGCCAUGGAGAAUUGGGGCCUGAUCACCUACAGAGAGACCAACCUGCUGUACGACGAGAAAGAGUCGUCCUCCUACAACAAGCAGAGGGUGGCCAGUGUCAUCGCUCAUGAGCUAGUUCACCAGUGGUUUGGAAACAUAGUGACAAUGGACUGGUGGGACGACCUGUGGCUGAAUGAGGGCUUCGCCAGCUUCUUUGAGUAUGUGGGAGUGGAGAAGGCUGAGCCCACCUGGGCAAUGCGAGAUAUCAUGAUAAUCAGCGAUGUCCUGCCUGUGAUGGAGGAUGACGCACUGCUCUCCUCCCACCCCAUAAUCGUGGACGUGUCGACCCCGGCCGAGAUUACUUCUGUGUUUGAUGCCAUUUCUUACAGCAAGGGUGCUUCAGUGUUGCGCAUGCUGGAGGACUGGAUGGGCAAAGAAAUGUUUAGAGAUGGUUGUCGGCAAUACUUGAAGGAUUACUACUUCAUGAACGCCAAAACAGCAAACUUCUGGGCAUCGCUUGCAAAGGUGAGUGGUCUUGGUGUUGCGGACGUGAUGGACACUUGGACCCAGCAGAUGGGAUAUCCAGUCCUGAAUCUGUCUCUUACUGAGGCAGGGGCCAAACUCACCCAGAGACGCUUCCUCCUAGACCCCAACGCGGACAUCAGCCAACCCCCCUCUCCUCUAGGGUAUAAGUGGACAAUGCCUGUGGAAUUUCAUGCAGUGAAGAGCAACAGGGACUUUGUAGAAAUGUUCAACAAGACACAAACAGAGCUUAUUGUGCCGGGCUACUCCUCUGAGGUGGAUGGGCUGUUAAAGGUAAACAACGACCACAUUGGCUUCUACAGAGUGAACCAUGACGAACACAUGUGGACCUUCAUCAGUCAGCAGCUCCUCUCGGAUCAUAGGGAGUUUGAUGCAGCUGAUCGAACCAGUUUUAUUGAUGACGUCUUUGCUCUUGCAAGGGGGGACAUAAUAGACUAUGGAAAUGCCUUUAACCUUACCCAGUAUCUGGCCAAUGAGACAGACUACAUUGUGUGGAAGAGUGUGGCCAACUCUAUCGCAUAUGUCAGGGACAUGCUGUCCAGUAAUAAUGAGCUGUAUCCUAAGUUUCAGCAACUGUUUCGAGACCAUGUUAAAACCAUCGCUGCUGAACAGGGCUGGGAUGAUGUGGGUGACCAAAAUACCAGGUUGCUACGGGAGACGGUCCUGGGCAUCGCCUGUCAGAUGGGAGACACUGCAGCGCUGGAUGAAGCUUCUCGCCUGUUUAACCAGUGGAUUGAUGGGACACUGAGUAGUGUGGCUGUGAACCUCCGGCUGCUCGUCUAUCGUUACGGCAUGAAGAGAGCUGGCACUGUGGAAAAGUGGGAGACAAUGUUCCAGAGAUACACCACCUCUACACUGGCCCAGGAGAAGGACAAGCUUCUGUAUGGACUGGCCUCUGUGGAAGAUAUUCACCUUCUCAACAGGCUGCUGGAGGCCGCUAAAAACGAGAGUGUGGUGCGCAGUCAGGACCUGUUCACUCUGGUGCGCUAUGUGUCCUACAACCCCAAGGGACAGAGCAUGGCCUGGGACUGGGUCACUCUCAACUGGGACUACCUGGUCGGCCGUUACACCAUCAAUGACAGGAACUUGGGCCGUCUUCUGAGCUCCAUCAGCACCUCGUACAACACAGACAUGCAGCUGUGGAAGCUGGAAAACUUUUUCAGCCUGACACCAGACGCAGGAGCAGGGGAGAUGCCCAGAAAACAGGCCCUAGAGACGGUCAAGAACAACAUUGAGUGGAUGAGGCGUAACCAGGACGAGAUCAAGCUAUGGCUGGAUAACAAUGUUAUAUUGUCACAACACAAAAUAGGCCUAAGUGUAGGCCCUUAGAACUGGCACUGGACUCCCAAUCACGUUAUUUACUUCUUACUUUGUGUUAUGUUGUACUUGUGAUUCUGUAUUGUUAUGAGUUAUGUGUCAGAUUAAAUAUAAGUCUAUUUUAUUUUUUUGUAUGACAUUUGAGGACUAAAAGACUUAAUCAUUAUUUGGCACUGGCUUAUGUAAUGUAUAAAGUAAUUUAUGUGAAAAGUUGCACUUGGUGUUUUUUCUGUGAUUUAUGAUACAAAAGACUUGGAAUGUCUAAUGAUCAUUGUGUGUAGUACACAAUUAAAAU